Molecule: messenger RNA, 577 nt
Organism: Hevea brasiliensis (rubber tree)
Lineage: Eukaryota; Viridiplantae; Streptophyta; Magnoliopsida; Malpighiales; Euphorbiaceae
Product: auxin-responsive protein SAUR68-like
Exons: 1
Coding region: 61-507 (148 amino acids)
Biological process (GO): response to auxin
Source: RefSeq, a predicted model, not a curated record
GAAUCUAAAGGUUUCUUCCUCUAUUUCCCUCAUAAAUUUCCAUUCUUAUAUACUAGCAAGAUGAUCAGUGCCAAGAAACUUCUUAAAUUGACGAGGAAAUGGCAGAAAAUGGCUGCUAUCAGGCGAAGAAGAAUCACGUCGCCACAAAAAAUGGGAAGUAAUGACACAAGAAGUUGCAGCACAUCAUCAAUGGCUAAGAAAGGCCAUUUUGUUGUCUACUUUGCAUAUCAAAAACGUUUCCUUCUUCCCUUGGAAUAUCUUAACAGUAAAAUGAUCAAAGAGCUAUUCAACAUGGCAGAAGAAGAGUUUGGAUUGCAAAGCGAGGGGCCACUCACAUUACCUUGUGACACAAACCUUAUGGAAUAUGCAAUUACUUUGAUCAGACAGAAUGCUACUAGAGAUGUAGAGAGAGCACUGCUGAUGUCAAUAGCUAGCAGUUGCUGCUCAUCAUUUUUCCAUUUCCAACAUCAAGCAACAAGCCAUCAGCUACCAAUUUGCAGCUUCUGAAGAGUCACAAUAGAUUUGUAAAGACGCACAUACAAGUGUACAAUUUAUUUCAUAAAAAAUACAAAAUUUU